Ziziphus jujuba (common jujube) is the source of this 1185-nucleotide messenger RNA. RefSeq names its product small ribosomal subunit protein uS19m-like. The transcript is spliced from 5 exons. Gene Ontology annotation, cellular component: ribosome; cytosolic small ribosomal subunit. Gene Ontology annotation, molecular function: structural constituent of ribosome; RNA binding. NCBI's taxonomy places the organism in Eukaryota, Viridiplantae, Streptophyta, Magnoliopsida, Rosales, Rhamnaceae. The coding region runs from base 315 to 776 and encodes 153 amino acids. The record is from RefSeq and is a predicted model, not a curated record. Gene Ontology annotation, biological process: ribosomal small subunit assembly; translation.
UUGAAAUUGUUUAUUAUUCGCUUUCGCAUUUUUCGUAAUUUCUUGAAAUAAUAAACAUUAGCAUCGAUAUAUGCCCUGAACAUAUAUUAAAAAAACACCAACAUAAAAGAAAAAACCAGAGCAAUUCUUUUGGUCUUCUGGAGCACAGUCUUGAGAGCUGUGAACGAGAGCUUUUCACCUUCAAUCUCUGCGGGUUGAUAAAGGGUGAGCCUUGUUACUUGGUGGCCAUUAUUGUUUGUUGUUCUUAAUCUGGUGCGCUGUUGUUGUGCUUGCAUCAUCUAAGGCAUGAUGGAGGAUAUGUCAACAAAUGAUUAAUGGAGGCAGACAUGGCUAUGCGCCUGUUUUCUACUCUUAACCAUGGCCGGGUUGAGAAGUUUCUCUCAGAGUCCACCAAGCUGAACUCGAUAAGGGCAUUUUCUGUAGGACGAGGAGGACAGGGAAAAGUGGGUAAAGCUGCUUUACCUGAGUCUGGGGGUGCCCAAGCCAAGCAAGAAUCUCAUUUUUACUUUGGAGCUUUUGUGGAUGCAUUCCUGAUGAGAAUGAAGAAGAACAAAGAUCUUCUCAAUAACAGGAAGAUAUGGUCUCGGAGAUCUACUAUUUUGCCAGAAUUCGUUGGUUCUACGGUGCAAAUUCACAAUGGAAAAAAUUUCAUUCGUUGUAAGAUUACUGAAGAAAAGGUUGGUCAUAAAUUUGGAGAGUUUGCUCUUACACGAAAACGAAAGCCUCAUGCUAAACACACAGGAUCAGGAAAAAAGGGUGGUAAAUCAAAAAAGUAAAAGUCUAUGUACAUGCGCAUGAUGUACGUAGAAAGCAUGAUUUUACCUGUCCUAGUUACCUGAGGAGCUCAAAGAAGCUCUUAAGGAAUCAAAGCUGUGACAAGCUGGCUGAAGAUCAGAAAAGCAUCUUGGAUGAAUUGUUAGGUUGGGGUUUCUCUCUGGACAAUUUUCUUCAGUUAUGGUUAUUGGGAAUUUUGACUGACAGAUGAAUUAGCGGUUUUGCUUUUUACCAUCGAUUUAACUUUUUGAAAUGGAAUAGGCUUAAAGGAAGCAAUCUUUUUUUUCUUGUCAAUGUUAUGAUGGAUUUUGUUAUUUGGGUUUACAAGGAUACAGCAGAGCCAUAUUACAUUAACAUGUAAUUGUAUCCCCAUCUUCGUAAUAAUUUGAGGUAAACAUGUUUAGCCAUUCA